This is a messenger RNA of Anopheles cruzii, 2206 nucleotides long. Its product is annotated as solute carrier family 35 member G1. The coding region runs from base 248 to 1288 and encodes 346 amino acids. NCBI's taxonomy places the organism in Eukaryota, Metazoa, Arthropoda, Insecta, Diptera, Culicidae. Gene Ontology annotation, cellular component: membrane. The record is from RefSeq and is a predicted model, not a curated record. The transcript has 3 exons.
AAUUGCAUACUCACCGAGGGCAAACCCAGUGCGGAUGCCCACUUAUCGCUAAGCUCUGCGGUGCUGUGACCCCCGUUAAACGCUUGCUCGUAGAAAUGGCUUAAUGCCUUAGUCCGAGCUCAUUACCAGUAGGUUCCGUCCGGGUUGACUGAAAAUAAUGCGAGACCAAAACAGGCGAACGUUCCAACGCGGAAGGAUUUAGCUAAUCGGUAGACAAACUUAGUAGCUCGUUCUGCACGGCACCAUCAUGCCGGAACACCUGGAACUACAACAACUGGUGGACGGUGUGCUGCAGGGAACGACCCGGCACCGGUCGUUGUCCUGGCUGCGCUGCUCGUGUCCGUACCUGGGAAUUAUACUCGCCACGGUUUCUUCCUUCUUCUUUUCGCUCUGUUCCGUCAUCGUAAAGGGACUGGUUGAUGUAAACCCGAUUGAGCUGGCCACAUUCAGAUUCAUCGGUGUGCUGCUUCCUUCGAUACCGAUCGCCAUCUACCGGGAGGAGAAUUUUUUUCCCGAGGGCAAACGGAUCAUUCUGGUGCUUCGGUGUUUCGUCGGUACGACGGGUCUGAUGCUCAGCUUCUACGCCUUUCGUCACAUGCCUCUGGCCGACGCGUCCGUCAUAAUUUUUUCCACACCGGUUUUCGUAGCCAUUUUUGCACGCCUCUUCCUGCGCGAAUCCUGCGGCAUGUUCAAUGUAAUCACGAUCGUACUCACGCUGAUUGGUGUCGUGUUGAUAACGAAGCCACCGUUCCUGUUCGGUGACAAUCUGGUGACGAUAGUCGAUGAAGAGGUGAUGGAGUCCAGCUACGAUAUUUGGGGCCCAGUGGCGGCCCUAUCGUCGACACUGUUUGGCGCCAACGCGUACGUGUUGCUGCGUGCCCUCAAGGGGCUACACUUUUCCGUCAUCAUGACUAACUUUGGCGCUUUCGCGUUGCUGUACACGCUCAUAGUGUGCUACUACAUCGGGGCACUCUGUUGGCCACUGUGCGGAACGGAUCGCUUGCUCGUCGUGGCGUUGGCACUGUUUAGCUUCGGUGGCCAAAUACUGCUCACGCUUGCGCUACAAUUCGAGCAGGCCGGCCCCGUAGCGAUCGCUCGGUCGGCCGACAUUGUAUUCGCCUUCAUUUGGCAAAUUAUGUUUUUCAAGGAAACGCCCAGCAUCUACUCGGUGCUCGGAGCACUGCUCGUCGUCAGUUCCGUGGUGCUAUCCGGACUGCGAAAGUGGGCUCUCGCGCUGCCCAGAGACUCGGAGACGCGGAAAAAGCUAAACUUUUUGUAUCUCGACUAGAUUAGUUCCGUUCCCGAACAGCCCGGUGUCCAAUUUGGGUGUUUUUAACAUUUUACCAAACCAACAGCCGAAACGUAAUAGAAUCGAUGCUCAUGUUCCGGGUUUAAAAUUUACCAAACCGGCCCCGGAAUCCCGGGGACCGGGCACUUUUAAAACAAUCUCACAGUCCUCCAUUUUACUUACCCGAUUUUGAGAUUUACUUUCGAACGCACAUCAUGUGGCAUCAAAGCGUAACGGAAGCGGAAAGAUUUAAGGACAUUUAAAACAAAAUGAUAAAACGUAAGACUUUAUCGCGACCAAAACAAAGAAGGCAUUAAACAAGACAAGAAAUCAAGCAUAGACAGUAACAGUGUAUUUUAAAAGUAAUCUAUUCAACUAACGGAUUGGAAUUGCUUCACCAACCGAAAGAUCGCACGAAAGAGGGCACAUAAAAUCAGUUCGGCGUGCACCUUUCGUCCUAUCUGAAACUAUCCUCAACACACCGGAAGUGGCAUCCGGAAAGGAAGCGACUUUUCCCAAGAGCGAGAUUCUAGUCAGCCGAAAAUGUAAAACAAACAAACGUUUUCUGUAUCGUUGUUCAAAGGACAUCAGCAAAGUUAUUUGAUAUUAAAGAAAAACUAAACCGUAAGAAGACAGCCAGACUAGUAAUGGCCUAGUGAUUGGCCAGCCAGCAUGGGUUCCGGUUCCGCGGAAGUAUGAAAUACUACAUAGUCUAAACAAGUGCAUUGUGAUUAAAAACAAAUGGAUCUCAUUUACGUCGCACGUCGUCGUCGGCUAAGCUCAGUUUGCAGUUGGCAGAUUCUGUUGUUGCGCUCCAAACUUACCAAGCACUGCAGCAGAUGCAGAUAGAUUUUUAUCCGACACCGGCCAGGGAAGGCCCAUAUCGGGUUGCACUCACUCUCAAACCACAAACCUAAA